Messenger RNA from Nerophis ophidion (straightnose pipefish), 2836 nucleotides. RefSeq names its product tumor necrosis factor receptor superfamily member 12A. The record is from RefSeq and is a predicted model, not a curated record. The transcript is spliced from 6 exons. Gene Ontology annotation, molecular function: protein binding. Gene Ontology annotation, cellular component: plasma membrane. The coding region runs from base 627 to 953 and encodes 108 amino acids. Lineage: Eukaryota; Metazoa; Chordata; Actinopteri; Syngnathiformes; Syngnathidae. Gene Ontology annotation, biological process: positive regulation of apoptotic process.
AUGUUUUAGUCUUGUUUGUACAUGAGAAUGUGGGGGAAAAGACAUGAAAGUCCACUGGUGGAGUUUCCUGAGAGCGGAGAAGUGAAGCAGCGUGGAUAGGAAAUGACUCAUAGGACUGGAGCUGUGCGUGCGUGCGUGUGCGUGUGCGUGUAGUCAGUCAGCGUGGGUGUGUGCUCUCUUGUGUUAAAAACAAGCAGCACUGUGGUCCCGGUGGCUCACUCCUCUGAUGCUCACUUUUCCAUGCUUUUGUCGUUUCUCAAUUUUCUUUUUAAAUAUUCCUUUUAAUUAUUUAAAAACUAUUUUGGGAGGGAUUUGUUGUGCAGCGAAGACACGUGAUGGACGCUCACGCGCUCUGCGCCGUUUGUGGACUUUUCGUGGCGUUUGUCGUCCACGGUAUUAACGCACAAAAAAUGGAGAAAAACCGGGAUGAGUUAACAUGCAAACCCUGCACACAGUUUCACAUCAUUUCCUGAAGCAAACAUAAAGCAGAGUCUAGCAGUGUGAGGCCAUCUCCAACAUCUGGAUAUCAGCUGCUGGUCCACCCGCCCCCAUCUGUUUUAUGACAAAAUGCAACAUCCCCACACCCAAAAAACACUCGGGCUAAAUGAGACUCCCCAACGUCAGGAAUGCGAAAACUGGCUCCAUGUUUCUGCUUGACGUGCAGAGCGGGUCAGUGCGGCAGUUUAGAAUUCUGGAACUCUGACCUGGAUUCUUGCAUGCAGUGUGCGUCGUGUAAGCAGUACCCUAAGACGCCGUCAUGCAACACAUGUAAAUCAGUGGAGGAGACGUCGGACGUGUGGAAGCUAGCGGCCAUCACCAGCUUCUCGGUGUUGGCCGUGGUCCUGGUGGGCGCGGCCCUCAUGAUCGGGGUCAUGGUGCAUCGACGCAAGUCACGCAAACUUCCUCUACGUGAGCCAAUAGAGGAAACAGCGGGCCCACUUUAUCAAGCUUAAACAUUUCACCUCUGGAAACAUGCGUGACUCAAGCAAGAAGCGACUGAGGCUGAGAGGUCGACCCUCUGGACCGUGACCUGGCUUCUCUUGACAAGUAUUUAAGUGUUGAGCAGGAGCAAGCUCUCGCACAAUUUACAACUUUAAUCAAACUCUCAUGAUGCUCUUGGGACUGACGGACUGUUGGAGCGCCGAGGUGCCUCCCUGCCGGGCUGCUAGAUGGCGCUCAGCCUUCUUAAAGAAGUCGCUUCUUCACAGAUGAAUGUAGCUAACAGGCAAGGACUCUGCUCACCGUUUGCCACAAGAAUGCGUUUGAAUGUAGCGCGUGUUCAGGACAAGUCAUUGGUGCACUGUGUCCUCAUGUCCUGACACCCUUCUUCUUCUGUCUUUGUUCAUCUUUAUAACACUAACAACUUUGUACUUUAUAAUCACCUCGCCAUGACUGUAGGGCCACUCUGACAAAGGGGAACCUAUAGAAAAUAGUGCAGAUUUGACCAAAAAUAACUACAGUAUUUCAUAAAUUAAAACAUCAUUCAAAUGUUGCCACCGCCAAAGAAAAUUGCUAUAUAUGUGUGUGUAUAUAUAUAUAUAUAUAUAUAUAUAGAAUAAAACUAAUUUUUCAAGACAAAAGUUGGAAUAAUAGCAGGAAAAAAGCAGUAAUAAAAUUGUGCUUUUAUAAAUAUAUACAAGGCCAUUUUUAUUUUUCAGGGUCAUAAAAAUACUGUUUUAGUUUUAUGAGAAAACAUUUAAAAUACAGGACAAAAUAAUGUAGUUUGCAAGAGUAGUUAUGCAAUAUUUGAAAAAUAUUUUUUCCUCAAAACUAACUAACUAAAAAGAGACUACCAGAAUAGAAAUAAGUUUAAAAACAUAUAUAUAUAUAUAUAUAUAUAUAUAUAUAUAUAUAUAUAUACAGUAUAUUUUUGUAGUUUUACAGAAAAAAAUUGCUGUAUUGCAAGUAUUAAGUUGAGAUUUUUUAUAUUACAAUGAAGAACAGUAAUACAAUUGAUUUUUUUUUUUUAAAGAAAUAUUGAAAGUAUUACAACUUGCAAAAUUGUACUACAAAGGGAAAGUUUUUCUAAAGAAAAAAAUAUAUAAUAAGAACACUUUGUUACCAUUGGUGGUUUAACAGAAUACAUUGUUCAAUAUUUGCGUAUAUUUUUUUUAUAUUGACAAAUCAGAUUGAAAACCACUUGCUUAUAGGUUUGAGAAAUGUGUUUGGUGUUGAGGCGUGUCCCUCAUCGCUGUCUUGCCACACGUACAACAUUUCUAAAAGAAGGGGGAAAAGUUGCAAUAUUUCAAGAAUAACAAUAUAAGGCUUUCCAAAAACAAUCUUCAGUAAAUAAAGUCAAGAUUUGGGACAUCACAAUAAAAAUAUGUUAUCGAUAUAAAAAACUGUAAAACCUUAACGACACAAAUUGACACAAAUAAAGUAAAUAUGAGGACAAAACAUUUUAAUAAUGCCAAAAUAAUAUUAAGGAUAGUCAAGUGAGUGAACUGAAAUGAAGAAUUAAGAAUGUGGCCGCUGUACCUAAGGGAGAAGUUGGGGACUGCUACAUUUUGUCUCCUUUUGUUUUUGUCAGUAAGGGCCUGAUGCUCUUUUGUUGUCUCUUCUACGGUCUGCACAAAAGGUUCUGGAAUUGACACUACAUUGUUAUGAAUAUUCUCAUGUGCAUUGUCAGCACAUUUCAAUGAAGGGACGGACUUCCAGCGAAGAUUCCAUUUUGUUACAGCCCAGCUCGCUGUGAUUUUGUACUAACGCCUUCUUCCUAACACUCUCUGUGUUGCCAUUUCUAAAUGUAUAUAAAGUACUGUACAUGCACUGGCUUGUUUGACCUACUAUUGCUUUUAGUACCAAAUGUAUUUUCACAAUAAAAGUGUCAACCAUG